AUGGAGAGAGUGAAGGUGGAGAUUGAGAGAGUUAAGGAGGAGGAAAUGGAGAGAGCGAAGGAGGAGGAGCUGGAAAGAGUCAAGGAGGAGAUGGCGAGAGUAAAGGAGGAGAUGAUGAGAGUGAAGGAGGAGAUGGACACAGUGAAGGAGGAAGAGGUGAUGAGGGUGAAGGAGGAGAUGGAGAGGUUGAAGGAGAUGGAGAUAGACAGAGUAAAGGAGGAAAUGGAGAGAGUGAAGGAGGAGAUGGAGAGAGUGAAGGAGGAGUUGAAGAGAGUGAAGGAGGAGAUGGAGAAAGUGAGGGAGGUGGAGCCUGAGAGAGUGAAGGAGGAGGAGAUGGAGAGAGUGAAGGAGGAGGAGCCAGAGAAAGUGAAGGAGGAGGAGAUGGAGAGAGUGAUGGUGGAGGAGAUGGAGAAAGUGAUGGAGAAAGUGAGGGAGGUGGAGCCGGAGAACGUGAAGGAGGAGGAGAUGGAGAGAGUGAAGGAGGAGGAGCCAGAGAAAGUGAAGGAGGAGGAGAUGGAGAGAGUGAUGGUGGAGGAGAUGGAGAAAGUGAAGGAGGAGAUAGAGAGAGUGAAGGAGGAGGAGAAG
This is a messenger RNA of Cheilinus undulatus (humphead wrasse), 585 nucleotides long. RefSeq lists its product as uncharacterized. The annotation marks the transcript as partial. The record is from RefSeq and is a predicted model, not a curated record. The transcript has 4 exons. NCBI's taxonomy places the organism in Eukaryota, Metazoa, Chordata, Actinopteri, Labriformes, Labridae.